CCCCCAGGAUCUCUCAUUGCCAUUGUACUAAAGAUUUCCUUCUGUCUGACGGAUACUGGGAUCCUUGUACCAACACACUUCCAUCGUCUUUUUCACUGUGGUUUGAGAAGUCGUGUGCCGAUUCCUGUUGCAUCUGGCAUUUCUUCCCUGGUGUCCUUUCAAGAAUAACUCAAGUUACCUUUACUGGAAGUCAGUUUGCUGGAAGUACUGAAACUGCAGUUCUUAAAGUUGAAGAAAAGGAGGUUCAGUGCCUUGACCAGAGGAGCGUGGCCCUUCCUUCCAAAGCCUCUCCAGAAGCACCCUCCCAGCUUUGCCCAGGAAAGAUGCGGCAGCUCAAAGGCAAGCCCAAGAAGGAGACGUCCAAGGACAAGAAGGAGCGGAAGCAGGCCAUGCAGGAGGCCCGGCAACAGAUCACCACGGUGGUGCUGCCCACGCUGGCCGUGGUUGUGCUCCUGAUCGUGGUGUUCGUGUACGUGGCCACGCGUCCCACCAUCACCGAGUGAGCGCGUGGGGUGAACUCCCCCAGCAGGGAGCCGAAGCCCGGGAGGGGGAAAGCGAAAGAGAAAUGGCUUUGGUAUGCAGAGAUUUUCCUGAUGCUGAGCUCCAAGCUGGAGCUCCCUGUCUUCUCUGGUCUUUGACUUGAUUAAAGUUUCUCCAAUUUCCCUGGGAGGGAAUAGGGAACGUUUUAUCAAUGAACGUGCCAUACACCUUAUGGUCCACUUCAUGUGCCUUUCAGACUUCAAAGCAGUGUGUGUGUGUGUGUGUGUGUGUGUGUGUGUGUGUGUGUUUCUUUCUCGCUCCUAAAAUCGGUAGGUAGCUCAACCUGGUGAGAGGAGGAAUCUUCUGGGUCAUGAAUCAGUUGGAAUCAGUGCUUACCCCAUCCCCAUUGUUUAGAACAUGACUCUUUGCCUACACGUGUUCACAAUUUCCAAAGGGACUGUAUUUCUUCUCUGUGCUUAAUGUGAUUUGAAAUAUGUCGACUCAAAAGUGAAAUAUUUAUUUUUUGAAUAAAGGAGAUAAUAGC
This is a messenger RNA of Enhydra lutris kenyoni (northern sea otter), 1024 nucleotides long. Its product is annotated as single-pass membrane protein with coiled-coil domains 4. The record is from RefSeq and is a predicted model, not a curated record. Bases 324 to 503 code for a protein of 59 amino acids. NCBI's taxonomy places the organism in Eukaryota, Metazoa, Chordata, Mammalia, Carnivora, Mustelidae. The transcript has 3 exons.